UUAGCUGACGGACUGACGCCGUGACCUACCCAAGCGAUUCUUGCAGAAGCCCAUCUUUGCAAGCACCGUGGAAACUGAUAUAUCAACUGCUUGAUUAUUCGUCGCUCAUCAAUUUUCUUUAAACGCACGGACCAUUUGCACUUCCUUGGCGUCCGUAAUUAUGUAAUUCGCAUAUUUUACUUCCAAUUUGAUUUAAAAUAGGCAGCAAUGUGUUGAAAGGAUUGUGUUCAUCCCCUUUUUCGGGACGGCAAGUGUGGGACGCACUGAUGUUGGACGCCGGAUGGACGAGGUUUUUCCUCUUGCGCUUUUAAGCAAGUGUCUGGAAGAGGGAUGAAUACCGUUAUUUAAAGCCAUUAUAGGCUGCUUUCCCCUUGUGGGUUUACGCAUAUUGUAUAUACUGUUCACCAAACUGAAGAAGUCGGAAACCGGACUGCCGCCCUGGGGUGAGAUGCAUAACUAUAAAUAUAAUUAAAGAAUACUUAUAUUUAUAAUAUGCUGGCCCUCCAACUUUAUUGGCGUUAGGUUGGCACUCAGAGGGGGUUAUAAAAUGUAAGCUUGGCAGUCUGUCGCCCGGUACAGUAAAUCUGUUAUCGAAGAACUUUGGUUUUCAACGUUGUGGUUGAUAGCGACUAGAGCGCCCCUUUCCAUUUCCCAUGGUGAUAUUUUUUGGUGGUCGCAGUUCAACUUUAGAAAAAUGAAAUUGACCGGAUCUGUCCAAGCAAGGCGUAUGUUUUUCAAAGCUCUCACAUGCCACCAAUAACGAAGAUUCAAGGACAAGUAUGUGUCAAAAACUGUUCCUGGAAUCGCCUGUUACACAUUUCGUCGCCUAACGGGGGAGAGUGGAUUAAGUUGUUCAAAACAGUCCAGUUCUAUGCGUCCAAUACUUGUUUACUUACCACGCUGGUUGUGAGAAGCGCAAAGGAGGAAUGCUGAUCCGUGACAUCUUGCCGCUCAGCUUAAGUUUUUGGCCUUUUCUGUUUGGUCAUUGCUUUUUCACAUCAUUUUUACUUUUGUUUCAGUUUACUCAGGGGGAACUUCAGAAGUCAUGCUCACGGGCGAUAGCGGAGAAGGUGAGCGAAAGCUGCCAGCUGGCAUGCCAGUGUAGACCCUACCCUCCUCUACCUCCCCCGCCUCCACCACCACCGCCCCCCAGACUACUCGUCUCCACGGUGACAGGACCUACUGUGCCCCAGAUGAAACCAUGGUGGAAGGAGAUAGUAGUACUAGGCACUGUGGGAUGUGCCUCCGUGGCCUUCCUCUUGUUAACUGUAAUUAUCUGCUACAAGGCUAUAAAGAGAGAUACUCAAUCCUGGUCCUGGAGAGCCACAGUCAGCAGGAAACCACUGCGGAAGGAGGAGAACGGGACCAGCCGGGGGGAGUACGCCAUGAGCUCCCGCAACAAGAAGACGGUGGACACCAACAAUGCUGUGGUCUAGAGGACGCACGGACGAGAAGCGGACGGAUCCCCACCACCAUCGCCCCUCCCCCAGGCCUGCUCCCCGACAAACCCCCGGUCCGCAAAAACGCAACGAGGGCGGGGACAUUCAUUUAACGCACCUUGCCAACUGUGGUCACCCACCACGGCUUCGCUAGCAAAUUAGAAAAUAGAGGCAGAUGAGGCGGUGAGAGACGAGGAGAUAACACGCUGUGUGGAGUGAGACAGACUGAGCUUCCAGCGUCAGGGCCUCCUUAACAUGCAAGGCUGGACGGUGCCAUUCUGAACAGGAAGUCGUGUCUGCUGAGGAAGGGUUUGACGGCUGACAUCUCGGGAGGAUGAACCUGCCAGUCUGCACUGCUCCGAGAAAUGACACCUCAGAGACACUUUAAACGAUAAGAACACUUAAUUACAAUAACAAGAGAAAAAAAAAUAACGCAUGCAGUUUCCAUGGAAUGCAAAAAUCUUCUAGAUUUUUCCACGCCUCUCUUUUUCUUCAUGAGUCCACCUUUUAUUUUGUAGUCGUUUGUUUUCGAGGCUUUGUUGAUAGUGUUUCUUGAUACUAGUGGCACAGUACCCCCCUAUUGUAUUCUCUAUCUAAUGUCAGUUCCUCCUCCUGCUACAUAGCAUUUCAAAAACACCAUGGUACCCUCUGCCUAUUUGCAAAAAAGAGAGCAUUAAAACAGUGAAUACCCAAGCAAGUUCAUACUGCAAUGGGUUGCUUCCCGACUAUGCAAUUUAGAAAGGGAAUAUAAUGGCAAAGGGGCCUCCUCUAUUACAAUACUUUUAGCCACUCGGCAGAUACUCUUACGUGGAGAGACUUUUACUCAGCUUCCAUUUUCUACAUAGUACCCUCUUAUACAGUUGAAUAUACACUCAGUGAAGACUUUAUUAGGUACACCAGCUUGUUCAUGCAAAUAUUUAAUCAGCCAAUCAGGGGGCAGGAACUAAAUGCAUGAAAGCAUGUAUACAUGGUAAAGAGGUUCAGCUGUUUUUCAGACCAAAUGUUGGAAUGGGGAAGAAAUGUGACCUUUGACUGUGGAAUGAUUGUUGGUGUCAGACAGGAUGGUUUGAGUAUCUCAGAAACUGCUGAUCUCCUUAAUUUUCAUGCACAACAGUCUCUAGAGUUUGCAGAGAAUCAUGCGGAAAACAAAAAAACGUCCAGUGAAUUGCAGUUCUGUUGGGAAAAUGCCUUGUUAAUGAGAGAGGUUAGAGGAGAAGGACCAGACUGGUUAAAGCUGACAGGAAGGUGACAAUAAUGCAAAUGACCACACAUUACAACAGUGGUAUGCAGAAGAGCAUCUCUGACACACUAUGCGUCAAACCUGUAAGUGGAUUGGCUACAGCAUCAGAAGACUUAAUAAGUUAAAUGAAUAAGUCUAAUAAAUACCUAAUAAAGUGCUCACUGAGUGUAUACUGCAGAAGAUAAGUACCUUGCUCAAGAUGACGACUGUAUCCCUACCUGGUAACCAAACCUGACAACCUGCAACUACUGGGUUACAAGCCCUCACCAUUAUACUCCAUUAUCGUCUGUAUGUUUGUUUGUCAGAAAUGGUUGUAUACCUAAACCAUGUCUAAAUUCUAAAACAAACUUGCAUAGAGCAGUAACCUUUUGGUGCACUUGAGCAUGUGUUGAUAGAUGUCACUCGAUUGUAGAUUAUACAGUAAGUGCAUGCACAUGCUUCUAAAUAACCAUCAAUGCCACCACAUUGCCAUAGGUGAGGUCCACCUGUCUGUAGCAAAAUAUCACCAAAAUACCAAAUGAAGUGGGACUGGAAGAAUGUAAGAUAGUUUCACUGUGCAAAUUAUAUUCAUCAAAGUCUUGAUGGGAAAUGAGGUUACUUUCUUAUCUCAAAUUAUUGUAUGCUACCUUCCUGUAGGCUACUUACAAUGUGGGUUAUGUUUAAAGAAAUAUCACCACAUAGAGAAAAAGAUCAUGGCAGAAGGGUUUGGUGUUACAGCUCUUGCAUUUGGAUGAGAGAAUACGCUGUAUCAUUUGGGCAUUUUCAGUGUCUAGUAUUAUCCCGAACUGCAACAAUGACCACCCCUUCCUAUUGGGUAAAUACUAAAUGUUUUCUUAAAAGUUUGUUUUUCCCUUAUACUAAGGCCAAUUUAUCAGUGGGGUAAAAGUCUUUCUGCUCCUUGGCAAAGAGGAUCAAUCUACACGUGACAUUGUGAAAUAUGUAGCUAUUUAAUGCAUGUGCUGAGAAUUUAAAAGAUUCCCCAUACAUAUCCCGGGAACUGUCCAUUAGUGAUAUAAAUAGUGCUGUUGGUAAAAUGUUGUCAUACCAGUCUUACAGCUUAUUCAUAUUACCGUAGCUACGACUUCUCAGAAUUAUAGGUAAAAUGACAAAACAUUUUGAUUAUUCGAGUUUUGGCAUGAACUGCCUGCUUAUCACUGCAGCCCAGUCUGUCUAAAUAGCAUUAUACAUCAAAUGUGGAGCUGCUGUGAAUAUUUCAUCUUGCAUUCGUUAUUAUAUUGAUGAAUCUUUCCAUCCAGAUGUAUCUGCACCCAUUACAAUCAGAUUUGAUCAGAGCAUAAUUUGGUGAAUGAGACCCAAGGAAUUGGUUCAUAAUUUCAUUGGAAAAUAACUGUUUUGUUUUAAUUUUGUUUAAUGGUAUAUUUUGCCCCUUGUGUCAGAACACUAAUAAUUAUUUACUGACUGAAGACUGUUAUUACCCAAGGCUACUGUAACAGCUAUCUUAAAAUCCAUUCAUGUUUAUUUAUUCAAUUGGUUUAUUAUUUAUUCAACUGUAAAUGUAUGGCUUUUCUUUGUCUUAAUCAGUGUUCUUAUUGCUGUGUCUAUGUCAACUCUCAUUUUCAGUGUAGGCCUACAUUUGUAAAUAAUUCUGUUCUGAUGGAGUGUAAUCUCCAUCUUUCAGCUAAUACUAUACACCCUGUUUCAGUGAACUAUGUGUGUAUGUGUGUGCAUGCGUGCAUGUGUGGGAGCGUGUGUGUGUGUGUGUUUGUGUGUGUGUUUCUGUUGCUUUUUGUGCGUGUGUGUGCAUGUGUAUGUGUAUGUUUGAUUCAAGACAGGCUUUUGCAAACUAAUCCUAAUGUUCAAAGAGAGAGAGUGAGUGAGAGAGAGAAAGAGAUAGAGGAUAAGCAACAGGAAGUGCAUUGUCAAUUUAUUAAUGUGAUUCCAUGAUAAUUCUUCUUUUUCACCUGAGGGUGGCCCAUCGCUAUAGAAACUGAAGAGAGCUCUGAGUAAGGUAGUUGGUCCCAGGUAUCAACCAGCAACUACUCUGGGGAGAGUUUGAAGAGAAAGGGUGGCCGUUUUGUGCAAAGCUCUUUUGGCAACUUAUUUCCAGGGUGAGAUUGCAUGUCAUUGUGCCAUUGAUUAUAAACUAGCAUUGACAUUGGGAAUAAAGGAUGAUCUUUCUCCCUUCGAUUAAUAGGUGACAUGCAAUUGAACAGAGAAGUUAUAGAAUUAUAUUACAGCUUGUGCAGCCUAUAGUAUUUUAAUCACAUUUCUACAUUGGUUGCAUUUUGUGUUGCAUUUAAAAAUGUGUUUCAUUCUUGCAACAAAUUAGCUGCACUUAAAUUUGAAGUAGUUAAUUCUUUGCUGUAGAAAAUCACUUGAGAGAGCAGCUCUCCCAAAAUAAUGACAAUACACUACAUUGUGAAAUGACCCUCAUAAGAAGAUGUAUUUCGGGAACGGAUCUGAGCCUCUUCUUUAUAUUUUUUAAUUAUGUAAUCUUUUCAUGUCACCUAUAAUAAAGCCUCUUAUAUUGCUGAAUACACAUGGCAAGGAUAUAAAAUAAAUUUGGCCAAACAUUUUGUCUUUCGGAAAACAACUGUAUGAUGCAUUAUUUUAUUUUCAAACUUUGAACCUUGUGGGCUGUAGUACUGUAGGUGUGAGGUAGUGUUAGAGGUGUGUAGGCAUUUCCAAUUCAGUGGAUUUACAUCACUCUAAAUCCCUCUGUUUAACAUGAUUAUUCAAGCAAGAUGUGGGUUUAACAGGCUCUAUGCAUUUCACAAAUGUGGUCGUAUACAGCAUAAGUUCAGCCCUGCUGUUGCUAACAUAGAAAACAUUUACAGCAGAGAGGCACUUUUUGGUGGCUAAUACAGCAUACACAUUCAAACACAUUUCCAAGCUUUUCAAAGUAUAUACAGGAAAUCCCUAUUUAACCUAAUAUUCUGUGCAGACUGGGUGAAAUGAAUCUCCAUUCCAAGUAACAGUGAUGAUGUCUCUUACUUAAAUGCUAUAAAUCAGUGUGAAUGUGUGAAUGUGUGUGUGUAAAUGUGUGCCCGUGUUAUGCAUACGGUAUGUGUGUGUGUUUCCCUGUUGUAGAAUAAAGUGCUCUGAGUUUGCAAGCACAGACCUUGCAUUGUGACAUAUAACUGCAUAUCUACGGUGUACCCAGCAUCUGAGCAUACAUCUGUAUUAUAUUAUGUACAAUACUAUAAUCUGAAAAAUAAUGCAUGAAUGUAAAUAUUAAUAUAAAAAAACUGCCUUCUUGACUGUAUCACAUGUACAGAGUAAAAGAAAACAUGUUUAUAGGGAAAUAUAUAACAACAGAUAUGCUACAAAUCAGAAUUUACUGUUGUCAUGUUUCUGGAACAAGCCAUUAAUGUAUAUUUUGGUAAAUAAAGGUUGUUGCACAAUGUAUGCAUAUAUAUAGUGCAUUGAACUAAUUUAAUUGCAACAUGCUGACUUUUUUAGUUUUAAAUAAAAUUGUACUUUAAAAA
Conger conger (European conger) is the source of this 6128-nucleotide messenger RNA. RefSeq names its product proline-rich membrane anchor 1-like. The record is from RefSeq and is a predicted model, not a curated record. The transcript is spliced from 5 exons. Bases 927 to 1436 code for a protein of 169 amino acids. NCBI's taxonomy places the organism in Eukaryota, Metazoa, Chordata, Actinopteri, Anguilliformes, Congridae.